Molecule: messenger RNA, 1952 nt
Organism: Musa acuminata subsp. malaccensis (wild Malaysian banana)
Lineage: Eukaryota; Viridiplantae; Streptophyta; Magnoliopsida; Zingiberales; Musaceae
Product: serine carboxypeptidase-like 42
Biological process (GO): proteolysis
Molecular function (GO): serine-type carboxypeptidase activity
Source: RefSeq, a predicted model, not a curated record
AGUUCAACACACCCGAAACACAUUGAGCCACUCACCCCCCACCUCUCCUCCCUCUGUCAUGCUUCUCCUUCCCUAGAACUUUUGAGGCCAUGCCUUGUGGCAGUGGUGUGGUCAAUCCACUAAUGAGACUUGCUUUUACUUCUUCCUUCCUUUAUCGAGUCGACACUCUCCCCUUCCCAAGCCCAAAGCUCCAACCUUGCAAUUGAAGUUUGUCAACGGAACUUGAACAGGUCAUGUCAUUUAUAGGACUUCCCUCCCCUUAUUGCCAUUAAGACAAGCUUCCGCCUUCGUGGGUGCCCCGUCUAAAAUUGUGCUCUUUAGUGAGUUGUACCGAGAAGCUGUUCUCUUCUUCUAUUGCUUAUAGGGAGGGGAAAGGAAGAGGGAAGAAGCUAAAGGUUGGUAUCUUUCCUUCGUAGAAUUGCUAGAUGGAGUGGUUGAGAAGGCCGUGUUUGGUGGCGGUGGUGGUGUUGUUGGUGGCGUGGAGGGGAGUUGAAGGGUCUCCGGAAGAGGACUUGGUGGUGAGAUUGCCUGGGCAGCCGAAGGUGGGAUUCAGGCAGUACGCAGGGCAUGUGGAUGUUGAUGUGAAGGCGGGGAGGAGUCUCUUCUAUUACCUUGCCGAGGCUGACGGAGACGCCCACAAGAAGCCUCUCACCCUCUGGCUCAAUGGAGGUCCAGGUUGUUCUUCGGUCGGAGGUGGUGCAUUCACUGAGUUGGGUCCAUUUUACCCUAGAGGAGAUGGACGGGGCCUUCGAAUAAAUAAAAUGUCAUGGAAUAAAGUAUCAAAUCUCCUUUUUGUUGAAUCUCCUGCUGGGGUUGGAUGGUCUUAUUCGAAUACAACUUCUGAUUAUAAUCGUGACGACGAAUCAACUGCCAAUGACAUGUACAUAUUUCUGCUGCGAUGGUAUGACAAAUUCCCUGAGUUCAGAUCAAGGGAUUUAUUUCUGACUGGAGAAAGCUAUGCAGGGCACUACAUACCACAAUUGGCCAAUGUUCUUCUGAAUCAUAAUCAGCAUUCUGUGGGUUUCAAGUUCAAGAUCAAAGGAGUUGCUAUUGGGAACCCACUUCUCAAGCUUGAUCGGGAUAUUCCAGCAACAUAUGAGUUUUUCUGGUCACAUGGCAUGAUUUCUGAUGAGAUAGGCCUGACGAUCAUUAACGAAUGUGAUUUUGAGGAUUACACCUUCAGCAGUGCACAUAAUGUGAGCAAAUCAUGCAAUGAUGCAAUUCUGGAGGCAAAUGCCGUGGUUGGGGACUACAUAAAUUCAUAUGACGUGAUUCUGGAUGUCUGUUAUCCUUCACUCGUGGAGCAAGAGUUAAGAUUACGAAAAUAUGUCACUAAGCUGAGUGUUGGUGUUGAUGUUUGCAUGUCCUAUGAAAGGCGUUUCUAUUUCAACCUUCCAGAAGUUCAACAUUCUCUUCAUGCUAACAGGACAAAAUUGCCUUAUCCUUGGAGCAUGUGUAGUAAUGUCCUAAACUACAGCUACACCGAUGGUAAUAUCAAUAUCCUGCCCUUGCUCAAGAGAAUUGUUAAGCAUCAAAUACCAGUUUGGGUUUUCAGUGGUGACCAAGAUUCUGUUGUGCCGCUCUUGGGCUCUCGAACGCUUGUGCGAGAAUUAGCUCAUGACCUGAAAUUUGGAAUAACAGUCCCUUACAGUAAUUGGUUUUACAAAGGCCAGGUCGGCGGCUGGGUAACAGAAUACGGGAACCUAUUGACUUUUGCGACGGUAAGAGGUGCAUCUCACAUGGUUCCAUUUGCACAACCUGGGCGAGCUCUUCGCCUGUUCGCAUCAUUUGUUCAUGGCCAAAGGUUGCCAAACUCGACAUACCCUCCAAUCGAUUAAAUGACAAUAGAUGAAGGAAGCAGCAAACUGUUUCUGAUUUCCUUUUAACAGUUCAGCCAUUUGUUAUUCUGACAAUUGCCUCAUUGAAUAAAAGUUUCAAGUUCUUCAUUCCUU